AUGGCUGCCGCUAAAGUCCCAAGAAACUUUAGGCUCUUAGAGGAACUUGAAAAGGGCGAGAAAGGCCUUGGUGCAGGUGAGAACGCCUCCACUAUUCCAAUAACAAUGAACCAAUGCACUAAUUACUUCUUCAAUAUUCCAGAGGCAUGCUCCUACGGCCUUGCCGAUGGUGAGGAUAUGAUGAUGAGCAACUGGAAUGGAACCAUCCUUGGACCUCCUCACAGCCUCCACGAGAACCGGAUUUACAGCGUCAAUAUUCACUGCGGUCCUGACUACCCAGAUAACCCUCCUAUCAUUCAAUUUACCUCACGAGUGAACAUUCCCUGUGUCGACCAGCGAUCUGGCAAGGUUGACCCAACCAAGCUUCCGUGUUUAUCGCAGUGGAAGCGUGACUAUACGAUGGAAACCGUACUGAUUGAGCUUCGAAGAUAUAUGGCUUUACCCGCACACAAGAAAUUGCCUCAGCCACCUGAGGGCUCAACUUUCUAA
This is a messenger RNA of Penicillium taxi, 489 nucleotides long. Its product is annotated as E2 ubiquitin-conjugating protein MMS2. Lineage: Eukaryota; Fungi; Ascomycota; Eurotiomycetes; Eurotiales; Aspergillaceae. The record is from RefSeq and is a predicted model, not a curated record. Gene Ontology annotation, biological process: DNA damage tolerance; protein K63-linked ubiquitination. Gene Ontology annotation, cellular component: nucleus. The transcript has 4 exons. Bases 1 to 489 code for a protein of 162 amino acids.